Molecule: messenger RNA, 342 nt
Organism: Lactuca saligna
Lineage: Eukaryota; Viridiplantae; Streptophyta; Magnoliopsida; Asterales; Asteraceae
Source: the annotation of a GenBank genome assembly
AUGAAUACACACCCAAUACUACACCCACAUCCACCUCUCACGGUGGCUAGUGGCGGUGGAAGAAGGAAGAAACGACAACAACGAGAUAGCGAACACAAUAGCCCCUUUGGGGUGGCGACGAUGACCGGAGCAAACAGGAGUGAGUCAGCGGCGGUAGAUGGAGCUAGGGGGUUUCAUUCGCCACCGGAAACAACCGUGAGUGGCAACUGUCUCGAUUUCUCACCACCCAUCGGACGAACAGUCUUGGAACUUCGAUUGAUCGGGAAGGCAAGAGGGGAGUCGGGUGGUGACGGCGGCUGGAGGAGUGGAGGGAUAAGGGUGGCGGCCGCUUCUAUCAUUUAG